This is a messenger RNA of Daldinia caldariorum, 2595 nucleotides long. RefSeq lists its product as uncharacterized. The record is from RefSeq and is a predicted model, not a curated record. Gene Ontology annotation, molecular function: protein binding. NCBI's taxonomy places the organism in Eukaryota, Fungi, Ascomycota, Sordariomycetes, Xylariales, Hypoxylaceae. Bases 325 to 2472 code for a protein of 715 amino acids. The transcript has 3 exons.
CACUUCGAUCCUCUAUAUACGCCGAUCAUACUGUCGCAAUACCGCUCCCCAGGUAGAUAUCCAAAGCCGACUUAAUGUUUUAUGCGCUCCUGGAAUAUCGCCUCUACAAGCUUCGUUUUCGAUUUUCGAAUAUCUGUCAAAUACCUUUGAUUUGAAUUGCGGACUGCGCCUUGCUCGGCAUUCGGUUACCAUCUGAAUUCGUCCUAGUCGCCUGGUUUCCAGGCGGAUCGGGAAAUCCAACAAUACAUACGACCUUGUUUCGAGGUCAAUUACCCUUCACCAAACACCUGUUUUGAUCACAAUCUUGAUAAUAAUCGCCUUACCAUGUCCAACCGGCCCAAUUUUAUCGACCUAAGGGCCAAUUCCUCAGCCUCGGUUAACAGCAGUGCUUCUCGUCCCUUAAGGUCACCACGAUUACAUGUUGCUGGCGAGGUUCCUCCCGCCCUAUCUCCUCUCGAUGCCUUCGCCGCUCAGAGUCGCUUGCUCGCCAAGCAGCUCGAGGAUAGCGCCAAAACCGGGAGACGGAUGAGCCGUUUACCCCCACUGACAACUGACAGCCCAUUGAUUGUCCAAGGUCGUUCCGAAUACUUUCGCUCUAUGUCGUACGACUCCUCCGAGGAACAACCUCCAGAGACUCCACAGCAAAAUACCGGGCUUGGAUUGACUACCGAGAUUGAAUCGCCAUCUGAGCGCCCUGUUUCGAUGCACCCUCGAAUGAGUCGCAUACCUCCCACACCGGACCAAUCGAUCCCAGUUCCCCCAAACCCGUUUCUCGAGAAUGCACGUGGUCGAAACCUUGAGAAGCUUCAGGAGGACGAGGGGAUGUAUGGUGCGCGCCGAGAGGAAUCGCCCGGCGACUUGGAAAGUGUAGCGGAUAAGACAGCAGACCAUAAGCUGGCAGAUGAUAACAUCGAACCCAGAGAGCUUUCGCCCACGAGCACACGCUUUCCGUCCUCGCCAGAGAAGCUCACUAAGACGAUAUCGCAUGAAUCAGCUGGGUUGGUUCCGCCACGGCCUAUCUUUCCGAAGCGUUCUUCGAGUAUAAUGUCGGCGCCCUUGGAUGCCAAUAAUGACGAUACCUUAAGUGCUUCUUUUCACUCACAGCCAGCACGAAAGCUUUCAUCGGGCAGUAGUUUCUCGGGGCCAGGUCUUGCAUCACCAAUUGCCCAUUACCAACGAUCUCCCUCAAUCAGUUCUGAAGCUUCUGCGCCCCUGCCACGUCCUGCUUUCAACUUCUCUCGACCGCUUAGCCGGACUGGUACACCAGGUCUAGACCCACCGACUCGACAAGCUUCGUCGGACAGCCAGCCAUCCUUUGUGCUUGCCGACGAGACUGCACACACACCAGUCAGCAUGCACAGUGAGGCUUUCUUAGAGAGCAGUUUCACAGAGGAUGGGAAAGGUGCACCUUCGUAUAUUUACUCUAAAUACGCAUUGCCGAGAGGUAAGUCGUUACAGCGCAAUUCGGUUAUUUUCCGCGACCCUGAGCCAUCAAGGGCUGGUCAAGCACCGCCGUCGCCUCCUACCAGGCCUUCAAGUUCCUCGUCGAGAAUGCAAGAAGGUCAACACGGAGCCGAUUCUCUUCUAGGACGUCCAUCCGUGGAACGAAGUAAACUUUCGAAUCAAAUGUCUCUAGAAGAGAGACAACCGUCACCUGAUCCUAGUCGCCCGUCAACUGACACGACUAGGCCAUCGGAGGACGCGCCUAGAGGGCGCACGCUUACAUCCCCACUCCACGAACAAGCUCGAGGGCGAACGUCAAUGUCAGUAUCUACAAGCGACUCAGCCAGCACCAUUAAGCCGCCGAAAUCGCAGCAUUCUAAUGCGCCUACGGCGUCUGAAAUGAGUGCGGAAGAGCAUUUGGCGAAGGGCAUCAAGUGUCAUGAGGAAGGUUCCGUCAAAGAAUCGACCUACCACCUGCGACUUGCUGCGCGUGCCGGCGAUCCAACGGGUAUGCUAUUGUAUGCGUUAGCUUGCAGGCACGGGUGGGGCAUGCGACCGAACCAACGAGAAGGCGUUGAGUGGUUACGGAAAGCUGCUGACGUUGUUAGCGCUGAAAUUGCGGAAGAUGAGGAUCAAGCCAAGGAGGGUAAAACAGUAGAUUUUAUGGAUCACAAAACCCGUAAGGCCCAAUUCGCCCUGAGCAUUUAUGAGUUAGGUGUCAGCCAUAUGAAUGGUUGGGGUAUCGAGCAAGACAAAGCACUUGCAUUGCGAUGUUUCGAGAUUGCCGGCAGUUGGGGCGAUGUUGAUGCCCUCGCCGAAGCUGGCUUCUGCUAUGCCAAAGGUGUGGGUUGUAAAAAGGACCUUAAGAAGAGUGCCAAGUUUUACCGCAUGGCUGAGGCUAAGGGCAUGAGCAUGCCGGGAAACAGCUGGAUACACAAGUCGAAAUACAACGAUGAUGCUGGCAGCCCGAAGUCGAAACGCGGCCGCAGCAAGUCGAGAAGUAGAGCGAUAUUCCAUAAAAAGACAUAAGGAAAGGAAAAGGGAGUAAACCCGGAGGCAGGCUACACAAUUAUGGUUCGAGUCGGUUUUUUUUUUUUAACUUGCCCGGCGUUUGGUGGCAGCAUAUAUCCAACAAAAGCAGCAAAAUACUAU